Molecule: messenger RNA, 6997 nt
Organism: Asparagus officinalis (garden asparagus)
Lineage: Eukaryota; Viridiplantae; Streptophyta; Magnoliopsida; Asparagales; Asparagaceae
Product: kinesin-like protein KIN-12E
Exons: 33
Coding region: 248-6625 (2125 amino acids)
Biological process (GO): microtubule-based movement
Molecular function (GO): microtubule binding; microtubule motor activity; ATP binding
Source: RefSeq, a predicted model, not a curated record
AGCCUGUCGCCACGUGCGCAGCAAAACCCCCCCUACUUCAAAAUUUGAAAUUUGAGCAUCAGAUCUCGAUCGCUCUCACUCCCUCCUACUCCACUCAAGCACUCUCCCGAAAAAAGAAAAAAAAAAAAAAUCCGAAGCUCAUCGCGUCAAUCAUCAAACCCUACCCUUUCCCCUUAAAAUAUUCAAAACAAUGUCAAAAUCUUAGGUUAAUUACUCAAUCUGGGGUUUCUCUAUCUCAAUAUCCACCAUGUCCUCAUCAAGAAGAUCAAGCUCCAGGCCUAAACCCUUGGAAUCUAACGAGAAUGAGCUCCGAAACCCUGGUGACCCAAUCCCGUUCCCAACACCCAGAUCCCCUCUCAGCUCCAUCCAUGAUCCUUCCCAGAUCUCAGCCAAUGGUUUACAGAUCGAUCCUUUUUCUGUCAAGGGAGCUGGAUUGACUCCCAAAUCGGUUCAAAUUGCAGCGGCGAGGUGUGGUUCAAGGGUUUUGGGGAGCACGAAAGAGAGGGGGUGCUUAUCUAGGGUUUUGAAAGGGGCUCAGGAUGGCAAGUGUUUGGAUGUAGCUGAGGUUCUUAGUUUGGAGCUGAAUGAGGAUCCGGUGUUCUGGAAGGAUCACAAUGUGCAGGUUUUGAUAAGGAUACGUCCAAUAAGUAACAUGGAGAGUGCUAUGCAAGGGCACAAGAGAUGCUUGAUUCAGGAGAACUCACAAACCUUGACAUGGACAGGGCAUCCGGAAACAAGGUUUACUUUUGAUCAUGUUGCUUCUGAGACGAUUUCCCAGGAGAAACUGUUCAGAGCUGUUGGUUUGCCAAUGGUGGACAAUUGCAUGUCAGGAUAUAAUAGUUGUAUGUUUGCAUAUGGUCAGACCGGUAGUGGAAAGACAUACACCAUGAUGGGAGAGAUUCAAGAGAUAGAUAAUCACCUUAGUGAUGAUCGUGGGAUGACUCCCCGUAUAUUUGAAUUUCUUUUUACAAGAAUAAGAGAGGAAGAGGAGCGGCAAAGGGAGGAGCAACUCAAAUACAGUUGCAAGUGUUCAUUUCUCGAGAUUUAUAAUGAGCAGAUUACAGAUCUCCUCGAGCCAUCAUCAACUAAUUUACAGCUGAGAGAAGACAUCAAAAAAGGUAUCUGUGUUGAAAACUUAAAGGAAUGUGAAGUUUCAUCCAUGAAGGAUGUUAUGGAGCUUCUAUUACAGGGAGCUGCAAAUAGAAAGAUGGCAGCUACUCACAUGAACAGUGAAAGCAGUCGUUCCCACAGUGUCUUUACCUGUACUAUUGAAAGUCGAUGGGAGAGAGAUUCCAUGACGCACUUUCGAUUUGGAAGGUUGAAUUUAGUGGAUCUUGCUGGUUCAGAGAGGCAGAAAAGUUCUGGUGCAGAAGGUGAGAGACUAAAAGAAGCGGCCAACAUCAACAGAUCCUUGUCAACUCUUGGUUUGGUAAUCAUGACACUAGUGGAUAUAACCAAUGGAAAAAACCGCCAUGUUCCAUACAGAGAUUCCCGGCUCACCUUUCUCCUUCAGGAUUCUCUAGGUGGAAAUUCUAAGACGACAAUUAUAGCAAAUGUUAGCCCAUCUAUAUGCUCCACAAGUGAAACAUUAAGCACAUUGAAGUUCGCUCAGCGUGCCAAACUGAUCCAGAAUAAUGCGAAAGUGAAUGAAGAUGCUUCAGGUGACAUAAUGUCGUUGCAGCGUCAGAUACAGAAGUUAAAGGAUCAGCUGACAAUUCUGACUAGUCAUCAGAAUGUUCCAAGGUCUUUGUAUUGUCCCUCCACAAGUCACGAGCAAAUGAUCUCUGGUGAUCUAUGUGAUGAUUCCUUCAGUUUACUAGGAGGCAGUCCGGUUGCUUAUAGUGAUCCAUGUUUCUUAAACAGAGAGAUUAAACAACUGGAAGCUUCUCUAAUCGGUGCCCUUAGGAGAGAAGGAAUGGCAGAAGCUGCAGUCAAGAAACUAGAAGCUGAAAUUAAGCACAUGAGCCGCUUGGUUCAUCAGAGAGAAGAUGAUGCUCAGCGUUCUAGAACACUCCUCAAAUUCCGUGAGGAAAAACUCCAAAGGUUGGAACUACUUGCAGAUGACCUGGUGACUUCAGAUGGGUAUCUUAUGGAGGAAAAUUUUGCACUUACCCAGGAGAUUCAGAUACUAAGAGAAAGAAUCGAUAGGAAUCCUGAAUUGACACAAUUUGCAUUGGAAAAUAUGAGACUGCUUGAGCAGCUUAGGAUGUACCAGAAAUUUUAUCAGCAGGGUGAACGUGAUACAUUGUUAGCUGAGGUCUCAUAUUUGCGGAAUCAGCUCGUGAAAGUUCUAGAGGGGAACUCAUCACUGGUAAAUAGGGCUGAAGCACAGGCUGAUGGUGAUAAAAUGAAAGAGUUAGACGAAUGCAGGAAGCAAUUGGAUGCUUGUCUAGCAAAUAAUGCUGAACUUACUAGGGAAGUUGAUGAUCUGCGCCACCAACUCAAGCAUUAUUCUGACUGUGGACAAAGCGCAGUUCUUCUGGUAGAGCCAAUGGCGGUUGAAGGGAAUUCAGGAGAUAGAAAUGCAUUUUCUGAGCAUGGUACUGUUCCACAGAUGGAUAGUAGCCAGCGGAUAGGAGAUGCUACAUUGCAGUUUGUCGAAGUUCAACAGGAGUUGAGGAACGCUAAGAGCAUAAUUGAAGAAAUGGAAUCACAACAAACCCGCUUACUUGCAGAACUAGAUCACAUUAAGCAAGAGAACAAGAGAUAUUUGGAACUCUCAAGAAGCACAAACAUGCAAACACACUAUACAGAACAGCUAGAAAAUUAUGGUCGACUAUCAGCAGGAUCGAACGGUGCAGCCAAAGUAAAUCUUGAUGGAAGACAGAUGAUUGAGCGUGGAGGCAGUACACAAUUAAGUUUUCAUGCAACCCUGAAAAGAAUGCUUAAAGAACUUGACCAGGCUAAACUCUUGAAUAAGCAGCUCUCAGAUGAUCAUGCAUCACAAUCAGCAUAUCAUCAGGAGAUGGAAGAUGCUCAGGAGCAGGUUGAGGCAGAGACUGCUAAAACAGUUCUUUAUUUACAAGAAGAACUUGACACACUUAAGAAAGAAUUUGAUUCAAAAAAUGCAUACCACUUAUCACUAACAGAGUAUUCUACGUUUUUGACAACCAGAAAUGAAGAAAUUAACAGCAGAUUGUCCUCUCUGAUCCAAGAAAAUAUUGAACUGUCAAAUCUUGUUUCUUUGAGAGAUGCUGAAAUUAGUGCACUGUCUUAUGAGUGGGAGAAGGCAAUAAUUGAUCUGACAACAUUUCUUGUUGAUGGCUGCAGAUCACUAGAUGAUGCAUCCGAGUGCAUUGAAAAUGUUGUUGAAUCAUUUCCCUUGAAAAGCACAUGUAUUAAUGAACAUGUGGAGAGGGCUAUAAAGGUCUUUAUUGAGAAAGAAACUUUAAUUCUAGAUCUUCAAAGAGGACUGGAAGAUGCACAAAAGAAGGGGCUAGAGGUGAAGUCAAAGUUAAACUCCUUGAGGGGAGCAACACUAGCUAUAACUGAAGUUCAGCAGUUGGAGAAUGAUGAGAACACUAAGGAGCUAGCUCAUUUACAGAAAAUGUUGAAUGAAAAAUCAUGGACAAUACAAGAAUUAAAAAACACUCUGAAGCAAAAGGAGGAUCAUAUUAUAAAAACAAGGAAGGUUGCCAUGUCAGCAAUUGCAGCAAUUAAGAAGUUGAACGAUAUGCAUUCUGCAGACUCUUUGAAUAUUGGGGAAAUUGAAUGGAUAAUCCAUGAACUUGUAAAUGAAAAUCCUCAGGUGAUGGACACGCAGAUGAUCAUGAAUGAUGCUCCAGAAAGAUCUGAAGUUGGGCACUUUUUUAUGGAUGACCAGAUCAAACAGCUGAAAGAUCAGAUUACUGCAUUAGAAAUGUGUCGGACUCCGAGAAGCUUGGAGGAAAGGAUGUCGGCGUCUGACGUAGACUGCUCACAGACAAGCGAGAUACUACAUCUUGAAUUCAACCAUGCAAUGCAAGUGGUGGAUGAGAGAACACAACAUGCAAAUGAUUUGUUUGUAAAGUUUGAGAAAGUUCAAGAAACUAUGUUGGAGGCCGAACUUGUACUCCAGGCCUUGCUAAAAGCAAAUGAAAGUGCAAAACAGGAGAAGGAUUUGUGGAAGGAAGUGAGUGCAGGAUUGAUGACGGAUAAAACUGCAUUACUUGAAGAAGUCCGAAGACUUGAAACCUCCAAUUAUUCUAAAGAAAAACAGUAUGAAAACCUACAAGUUCAGAUUCAUGCAAGUGUAACCGAAACAUUAGACAUAAUAUCCUCUCUUGGAGGAUCUUUUCAGAAAAUACAGAGGAUCACUACGGAAGAACUGAAUGAUAUCUGCUCUGGUAUAUUUUCCUUUCUCCAGGAAUUCCUAAAAAUAAUUGGGAAUUCGAGAUUAUGUCUUGAAGACAUCAUUUCAGAGGUAAUGGAAAAAGGUUUUGAAUUGUUUGUCCUGUAUCAAUGUCAUAUUGGAGCCUUAUUUGAGCAAAUUAUGCAUUCAGAUAACUAUUCAGAUUUGUUCCAGCACAAACACCACAACUCUUGUUUGGUGACCAAGAGCAACAAUGUCUUAGAUGGAAACAUUAUAUCAGAUAGGUCGAAGGAUCAGCAGCAACUAAGUGAAUCUCGAACUUUUGGUUUCUCUAGCUUGGGAGAAGAGAGGGAGGUUCUGAAUGCAUCACAGCUUUCUCAGUACCCCGUUGAUGUUCCUGAUUUUGGUGCAAGAAUUAGCAACUACUUAAGGAAUGACCUUCCAUCAGAUCAAAAUUGUUCGGAUAACAUUUUGCAACUAGAGGGAGAGAUUGAUCAGGGUGAUCAAGAAUCAAAUAACCUAUCACUGAAAAAAGAAUUGAAGCGGAAAGAUGAGCUUAUAAAAGGUCUCCUGUUUGAUCUUAGGUUGUUGCAGGAGUCAAGCUCCAACAUUAAGAGUAUGAAAGAUGAACUCGAAGAGAUCACAGUUGAUUAUAAAAAGGUUUGCUUAGAACUUGCAACCAAAACUGCUCAAAUAGAUAAAAUCCUAGCGGAGAAGCAAGUGCUAGAAGCUUGUCUUGUUGGAAAUGAAUCUGAAUUGUUCAGUUCAAGAUCAGAAUUGAAGCAGAUGGGAGAGGAAAACACUAAACUAAAACUCCUGCUGGAAGAUGCAUGCUUUAAGAAGUCCCAAACUGAGGAGCUGUUGGAAGAAAAAAUGAAGGUCAUUGAAGGCUUACAAUCAGAAAUUCUCUCUUUUAACUCUUCCAUUGAUGGAUGCUUUGUCUCUUCGGCUGAUGAACUCAUGAAUAAAUUGGAAACGGUUAGUAAUCAGAGGGAUCAUCUCCAAAAAGAGAUUGUCUACUUAACUGACAGGCUUGAGAUGGUAAGCGCUUUAGCUGAUGAAAAUGAAGCUAUUGCUGUUGAAGCUCGUCAGGUUGCAGAGGCAAGCAAAAUCUAUGCAGAGGAUAAGGAAGAAGAGGUUAAGGUUCUUGAACGUUCUGUUGAGGAGCUUGAGGAUACCAUAGACAUAUUGGAAAAGAAGGUGUAUGACAUGAAAGAGGAGGUAGAGAGGCACCAGUCUGUAAGAAACUCUUUAGAACUAGAAGUUCAAGUUCUUGCAGCGCGGAUGUUAACAGUAGAAAAUGCUGAGGAAAAUUUGAUUGUGGAAUAUUCAAAUAUUGAAGGAGAAAGUGGCCAAAUACCAAGGCGACUAGAUGACAGAAUAAUUGAACUUUGCGAAGCAAGACAGCGUAUAGAAGACCUAGAAAUGGAGAAAUCAUAUAUAGCAGAAGAGAUCAAGCAAUACCGAGAGCAUAUAUCAGAGCUGGCGCUUCACUCUGAAGCUCAAUCAUCAUUAUACCUCGAAAAGUUUAAAGCAUUGGAAGCUAUGGUCACCGAAGUGAGACCUGAUCGAGCAAAGUCCAAUCCUUUUGUUCACAUCAGUGACAAAACAGAGAGAACAUCAGGACGGACGAGAGGUUCUGGGUCUCCAUUCAGAUGCAUAUCAAGUUUGGUUCAACAGAUGAACUUAGAGAAAGAUCAGGAGCUAUCUGUGGCAAGACAUCGGAUAGAAAAUUUGGAAGCAUUGAAUGCAAAUAAGCAGAAAGAGGUUUGCGUGCUGACUGCAAAACUAGCAGCUGCAGAGAGCAUGACACAUGAUGUUCUCAGAGAUCUAUUGGGUCUCAAAUUGGAUAUGACCAACUACGCUAACUUAAUUGACCAAGAAGAAGUGCAAACCUUAUUACGAAAGGCUCAGCAACAAUCUGAAGAGUCCAUUGCCAAGGAAAAGGAAAUUCUGAAUCUCAAGAAACAUAUCGAACUUCUUAUGGAGGAAAGGGAAAGUUGGAUUGAAGAGAUAAAUCAAAGGAAAGCAGAUAUAUUUGCAAGCCAAGUCAUGGUGGAACGACUUCAACAAAGAGAGCAAUUGCUCACAGCACAAAACGAGAUGUCGAAGGUGGAUAAAGCCAAUUUGAAUCAAAAGAUUGCAGAACUGGAUAAGAAACUGAAAUUUUUGACUAGAUCGCAGAACAUCAAUACCUAUGUAGAGCAACCUGUAAAGAAUAAGGGAAAUAGUUCUUCAAGAGCCGGUAGUGAAGAGCUCAGCAGAAGACUUUCUCAGUCUGACAUGCUUCUUUCUCAUAUGCGAACAUCUAUGAGGAACAAGAGUACCCAGUAAAGACUCAGGGAAAAUUCACGGAUACAGCAUUAAUAGAUUCAUUCAUAAAUUUCAGCAAUGUUAUUCUGACCUCUCAGACUUCCUACGCAUGUUUCAAAGAAACCCUGUCACAAAGGUAAAACGGGUUGCAAAGGAAAACUAGUCUUUGUUGUGGUAUCACAUGUUCAAAUAUGUAGUCAAAAUAAUUUGAAGAUUGGUAUUAUAUUGGGGUACAUUCUAAGUUCAAGUUUCACACGGCCUUUUGUUCGUUGGAUUUCUUUGGUCUAGUCCAAAAUUGUCUAUCUUUUUCUGUUUUCUUUUGAUUUCCCUUUUGUCUUUCAUGUUGGCUAUUGACUAAGUUGGUCUGGGUAAACUUGUGCUGUUUAUUAGAAU